Messenger RNA from Sporothrix schenckii 1099-18, 3588 nucleotides. RefSeq names its product DNA polymerase phi subunit. Gene Ontology annotation, biological process: regulation of DNA-templated transcription. The transcript has a single exon. The record is from RefSeq and is a predicted model, not a curated record. NCBI's taxonomy places the organism in Eukaryota, Fungi, Ascomycota, Sordariomycetes, Ophiostomatales, Ophiostomataceae. The coding region runs from base 1 to 3588 and encodes 1195 amino acids. Gene Ontology annotation, cellular component: nucleolus. Gene Ontology annotation, molecular function: rDNA binding; transcription factor binding.
AUGGGCAAGAGAAAGCGGUCGGGCAAGGCCAACGGCGGCCAGCAGAACGGCGCCACCAACAAGCGCGCCCGCAUCGUCGACAUGGACGACAGCGAUGCCGAGAACCAGACCAGCGGCAUUCUCCCUGUGAAGUUUGCGCCGGGCGAGAGCCCCGAAGAGAAGGAGGCUCUGCUGGAGAACAAGACCCUGUUCGCGUCGGACCUGUCGCGCGCCGACCACGACCGCGAGCGUCGCCUCUACAAGCUGCUGGGCAGCGCCGACGUCGAGGACCGCAUCCGGGCCGCCGACACGAUUGUGUCUGCGCUGCUGGGGAGCGGCUCUGCGUCCGUGCCGGAGGCGGUGCUGCGGCGGCACCUCGAGCGGCGGCUGCUGCGCGGACUCGCCAGCGGCAGCGAGGCGGCCCGCGUCGGCUUCAGCUAUGUGCUGUCGGAGCUGCUGGGCCAAUUGUUUGGACGCAGGGACGAGGACGAGACCGCCGACGCCGCGAAGACGACCGACUACGCCUCGACGUAUCCCAACCUGACGUUUGACCGCAUUCUCGAUCUGCUGCUCGAAAAGACCAAGCCGGCCGCCAACCUGCCCGGACAGGAAGAGCGUGACCACUACUGGGGCCUGCUGUUUGGCCUGCAGAGCUUUGUGGAGUCGGGCAUCUUGUUCGGCCCCGGCGACAACGGCCGUGUGCGCUACUGGGACACGCUGUUGCAGCACCUGCUGCAGCUCGGCCACAAGAAGGUGUGGCUGCGGUCGCAGGCGUGCUUUGUCGUCGUGCAGGCGAUUGCGCGUGGCCGGCUGCCCGACAAAGCGACGGUCGCUGCGACGCUGCAGACGGUGGCGUCGGAUGCCAGCGGCGACAGCCUGGCCAAGACACCCGAGGGUCUGGGCAUGUGGCUGGCCGCGCUGGCCCGCUUCCCCGAGAUGGCCCUACCGGCACCGUGGACGGCGCCGCUGGCGCCCGGCUCCCACAAGGACGUGGUGGCCGUGCUCAAGAACAGCGGCGGCGACAAUGACGGCAACAGCGAAGCGUCGUCGUCAAAGACCGUUAAGCAGGGCAACGCUUCGGCCCAGCUGCACUUUGUGUGGGAUCUGUUGCUGGAUGCGCUGCUUGUGGAUGGCGCUGCCAAGCGCUUCGACGCCUUCUGGGUUGCCGUCGUGGACCAGGUCUACUUUGCCAAGGGCGCAUCCGACCACCAGAAGCUGACGGGCUUCAAGGUGUUCCAAAAGGCACUGGCGCUGUGCGCGGCUAUGGCCGACAAGCCAGCGGACGCCGACACCGACGCCGUCCACCCCAGUCUGUUCAGCAACAACCUGAUGGCCUGCCUGAUGAACCAGGCGUCCAACCCAACACCACGGUUGCACCGUGCCGCCGUCCAGGUGCUCAGGGUUAUAGAGCGCCAGGUCGAGGAGAACCCGCGUAUUCUGGUGCCCGUCCUCUCCUGUCUUCUUGGCAGCACGCCCCAGUCCCACGGCGUCUACGACUUUGACGAGCGCGUCAAGGGCACCGGAGACGGUACUCGGCCUGUGGAAAAGAUCCUGCGGUUUGCCGACGGUGACAGCAUCGGGGAUGUUGUCCGUCUGCUGCGCACGGGAGCUCUGCACGCACCUGACGCGAACGGCGACCAGAAGCCGCUCCGGAUCUAUGCUGAGUACCUCUUCCGCCUAGUCAGCCGUGCCGGCGCAGACACCACCGCUGCCAGCCAGGCUGGUGAGGUGUCUGUGAGCAGCAUCGCCUUCCAGGCGCUGGCCGAGCUGGCUUAUCCAACGGCCACCGUCACGGGUGGUGCUGCUCCCGAGACGACUGGCAACGAAAAGUCAAAGAAGAAAAAGUCCAAGUCAGCUGCGCCGGCCCCUGCUUCCGACGCCACUGCUCCCUUCCCCAAACUCAACGAAAAGACCCUGGCCGCCUGCCGGAAAUCGUUGGUCUCGGCCGCUGGUGCCCUGCUUAAGCGCCCCGACGACUUUGCCUCGUUCUGCCGCACCGUGCACGCGAUCGAGCCUGAUUCGGUCGGUGUCGCCAUGACGGGCGAGAUUGAGACGCGCGUUCUGGCUGCACGACAGCAGCUGAAGCAACUGCUCGUCUCGUUCGAUGCUGCGCCCACCAAGGCGUCGAAGAAGACCGGCGACGCCGCGGCAGCGUCGCGUGCCCGCCAGGGCCUUGCUGUCCUCUUGUCUGUGUCGCUGCUGCAGCUGUACCACGAGCCGCGGGCCGAUGCCAUCGAGGUGCUUGAUGACAUCCAGGCGUGUGGUGACAAGCUGACGGCUGCGCUGGCCCGAAGUGGCAAGAAGGAGGAGGCUACGCACAAGGUGAAGAGGGGAAAGAAGGCGAAGAAUGUAGAUGUUGCGGAAGGGGACGAUGAGGACGACGAGGACCACGACGAAGACCAUGAGCACGGCGAGCCCGACAUUGGCCAGGUCCUGACGGACGUCCUGCUUUCCCUGCUGGCCGAGUCGUCGCAGCUGACGCGCCAAACGUCGCUUCAGGUCUUUGAGCCGUUCACGCCGUUCAUGUCGGCCGAGGCCCUGGAUAACCUGACGGAUGUGCUGGCGGCGGAGGAGAACACGUCUGGGUACCGCACGCUGUUCAACCAGGAGGAUGAGGAUGAAGAGGAGGACAGUGACGAUGAAGACGGCGCGGAUGACGACAGCGUCGAGAUGAUGGACAUGGAUGCAGACGGCGACGUGACGGCACUGGCCGAGGGCGUGGAUUCGAGCGACGAGGAGGACAGCGACGAUAGUGACGAUGCGUCGUCCGAUUCAGAUGACGAGGUGGUAGAUGCCGACAAGGACAAGCCGAACGGUAAGAAAGCUGGCGGGGACGAUGCCGCCGACGACAGCCUCGAGGCUGCUCUCCGCAAGACAUACGGCGGUAUUCUACUGGAAGACGGUGACGGCAAAGACGGAGACAAGGACGACGGCGACAGCGACAACGAGUCGGACAUGAGCGACGACGCCAUGCUGCGCCUUGACGACCACUUGGCCAACCACCUCGCCAUUAUCCGCAAGAAGACCGACAGCCACAAGAAGGAGCGCGACGAGGCCCGCAAACGUGUCGUCGCGUUCAAGCACCGCGUGCUCGACCUGGUCGAGACGUACGUCAAGAAGGCGUCGUCGUCUCUCGCAGAGACCAACCUGCUCCUGCUCUUCCGCCUGCUCCUGCCGCUGGUCUUGCUGGUCCGUGACACCAAGGAGCCGGCCCUGUCGCAGAAAGCGGCGCGCAUCGUCCAGGAAGUGCCGCGGCAGCUGAAGAAGGGCCGGUCGUCCUUGUCCUCGACGUCGUCCUCGACCGAGGCAGCUGUCGACCUCGACGACGCUGUUGGCAUCAUCGAGGAGCUGCAUGGGGCGGCCAACGACAAGACGGAGAACCGGGCCUUUGCGGCCGCCGUGUCGACGGCCAGUCUGGCGAUUGCAUCCACGCUGUGGGCGACGACGGCGCCUGCGAGCGACGAGCGCACGGCCGCCUACCAGCGCGUCGCGGACGUCUACCGGUCGACACAGGACCGGUGGGUGCUCGACGGCUGGAGCGUGCGGACGUCGCUGUUUACGGACUGGUACAACUGGUGCCAGAAUGCCGCGCGGGGGAGCGGUGCAUAG